Molecule: messenger RNA, 2079 nt
Organism: Penaeus indicus
Lineage: Eukaryota; Metazoa; Arthropoda; Malacostraca; Decapoda; Penaeidae
Exons: 4
Coding region: 1-1683 (560 amino acids)
Biological process (GO): regulation of DNA-templated transcription
Cellular component (GO): nucleus
Molecular function (GO): DNA-binding transcription factor activity, RNA polymerase II-specific; sequence-specific double-stranded DNA binding
Source: RefSeq, a predicted model, not a curated record
AUGUGGAGUAAUGAAGUGGAAGCCCUUUCAAAGGCAACGCGCCUCGGGCUGAAGCACCCUGGGGCUGAUCCAUACAAGCCCCGCCCCCGCCUGCUGUCAUUGGCCUCUGGGAUCCAUCGACGGCGACUACUGGAUGCCGGAACCGCGGACGGUCGAGCCAGUACCGCCCCGGGGGUUCUACUUGUCCGAGUUUCCGCAUCGCACGCGAGAACGACCAGUGUCCUCGGCCUCCCCGCAGUGCCUUCGUCGCGUGGUCCGUCCCUGCGUCGACCCCCUCGUGCGAAAAGUGAUCAUACGCUCGUUACGCCAUCUUGCAUCCACUGGGAGUGUGUCGUUUCCCUUCCGCAAAGAGAGAGAAGGAAAGAAUACGAGGAUUUUUCAUCGUUCUUGUGGAAGCGCGAACGGCAUGGUGGAUAUUCAAGAGGGAUUUUAAAUUUUGAGAAAAAGAGACGCGAAGACGUAGACUGCAUUGCGCCCAUGACCACGAUGUCCCGCUCGUUCCUGGUGGAUUCCCUCAUCACGCCGCGCCCCUCGGAUGCCAAUGGGCGUGCCCCCCGAGGCUACAGUCCGCCCACCAGCACACCCAUGCCCUCUCUCCUGCCCCUGCACCCGUGCCCGCCCGGGAAACACAGUGACGUGCUCUCGCUCUACUCAUGCCGUUCCUGCGUGCCCAUCCCGCCCGCGCUUAAGCAGGCCAUGGCGCCCACGCUCACGUCGAGUUUCACGCCCACCAUCGGCUCUACCUUCAGCCACACGCCCACCUCCCUCGCCCACACGCCCGUCCUGAGGCCCGUGCCCGUCUCGCUACCGGUGCCGCCCAUCUAUCCCCUUUACACGCCCUCAACGCCCACGCGGACGCACCUCACAUCACCGCCCACGCCUCUUCCAGAGAAAAAGUCACCAGUGCAAGUAGCCACGGGAGGAGUGACGCGCCCCCGCUCGGAGUCGCCGGCCGAGGACAUCCCUUCGUGCAAGAGGAUCCGUACGGCAUUCACCUCCACGCAACUCCUCGAACUGGAGCGCGAGUUCGCCUCCAACAUGUACUUGAGUCGGCUGAGGAGGAUCGAGAUAGCGACGUAUCUCAAUCUGUCGGAGAAACAGGUCAAGAUCUGGUUCCAGAACCGCCGCGUCAAGUACAAGAAGGAGGAGGGCGGGCAGUCGCGCGACAAAUGCUCCUGCCUGAGGACCUGCUCGUCCUCGCGGGGGCGCGGCAAAGACCAGGGAGGGGAACAGGGAGGAUGCGACGGGCAGGGUGCGCCGACGGGGGGGUGUGGCGAGGGCGCAAGUCCCCCCCAUCACCCCCUCCGGCGCGCCGAAGGCGAGAGGGACGCCGACGUCGCGCUGCGGGCCGGCGACGCGGGCGAGCGGGGCGCCGACGGGGACCUCUCGAGACGCCUCGACGACGACAAGGCGCUGGCGCGUGAGGCGGCGCUGCGGCUGGGGGGCGUGGGCGCCGUCGCGGGCGGCGGGGGGGACGCGGGCGACGACAAGGCCUGCCUCCAGCACCUCCACGACCACCACCACGACCACCUCCACCUCCUCCACAAGCAGCAGCAGCUCCUCCACCAGCAGGGCCGACACCCCGCCGCGGAGGACGCCGGCUACGCCCGCGGCCGCGCCUACGAGUCGGACGCCGACUCGGAGUACGAGCGCGACAGCAACGAGAACAUCGACGUCGUGUGAGCGAGUCGGGCGCAUAUACAUAUAAACAUUUCUUUGCGUGUGUGCCUCCAUGGAAGGGUUGCCUUCAGAGUUAUAUAAAAUGGUCUGUCAUUUAGAAAUACUUAUGCAUGUGUAUACAUCUAUUUUAUAUUUGAGUUUAAGACUGUACAACAAAGUACAGAGAGGGACUGUAAAUAAAAGGUGGAACUGAUAGCAGAAUGCAAUAAAUGUACGCCUCAGAUUCUACGUUAAAUCUUCAGCUGUAUCAUCGAAUAACUUUCACAACUCUCAGAAUGGUGUGAAAUGGCGUAACCAUCACAUUUCACGUAUUUUAUUUUAUUUAUACAUCAUUAUAAUUUUCAUUACGCCUGUAACCAGUGACUGUAUUCCGCCAGUGCCUGUAUUAUUUGUCGUAAC